AUGUCGGGAGAUCAGCAUGUUGAUUGCCCUACUCAAGAGAGAGGUGAUGAAGAUCACGGUGAUGUAGUUGAUGCAAGGCCAGACAGAAGUAGCAGAUUCUCACUUUUUGGAAAAAAAAAAAAGAAUGGAGAAGAAGAACAGCCAAAGUCGUCUCUCAGUAACCAGUACCGAAUUGUCACACCCACAUUCCAGUAUAGUAUGGACUACAAGAAUGUUGGCAAAUGUAUUAUUAUAAACAACAAAAAUUUUGAAGACAAAACAGGAAUGGGUACGCGCAAUGGCACUGAUAAAGAUGCUGGAGAUCUAGCGAAGAGUUUUAGAAACUUGGGUUUUGAGGUUUACAUAUACAAUGACCGAAGCCGUGAUGAUAUGGAAAAAUUACUGAAGCAAGCUGCUGAGGAGAAUCACAGUGAUGCUGCUUGUUUUGCCUGUAUCCUUCUAAGCCACGGGGAAGAAGGCCUCAUCUAUGGUACUGAUGGACCCAUGGCUAUCAAGAGUUUGACUGCGCUAUUCAGAGGAGACAAGUGUAAAAGCCUUAUAGGCAAACCCAAAUUAUUUUUCAUUCAGGCAUGCCGAGGCUCUGAAUUUGAUGAAGGUAUACAAACCGACUCUGGACCUGCAAAUGAUACUCUAGAAACAGAUGCCAAUCCAAGAUACAAAAUCCCAGUAGAAGCAGAUUUUCUGUUUGCAUAUUCCACAGUGCCAGGUUAUUACUCCUGGAGGAAUCCUGGAAGAGGCUCCUGGUUUGUGCAGUCUCUGUGCUCGGUGCUAAAUGAACAUGGAAAACAACUUGAGAUCAUGCAGAUCCUCACACGGGUCAACUACGUGGUUGCCACGAAUUUUGAAUCCCAGUCUGAUGAUCCACGCUUCAGUGAGAAGAAGCAGAUUCCCUGCGUGGUCUCUAUGCUCACUAAGGAACUUUACUUCUGAAAGUGUAUUUUAAUGCAGCCAAUGAUGUGAGAUCAGGAUAUGGUUUUGGCAGGAGGUUUGAUUACAAACUGGAGUAACACAUUUUUAAUAACAGAAAUGUAAUUACACUAGAUUU
Opisthocomus hoazin is the source of this 1045-nucleotide messenger RNA. NCBI's taxonomy places the organism in Eukaryota, Metazoa, Chordata, Aves, Opisthocomiformes, Opisthocomidae. The record is from RefSeq and is a predicted model, not a curated record.